AUGGAUGGUCAUGAUUCUGUUUGGUUGUUAUGUGAUCGACUGAGAGCUGAAAAGUUACUUGUUUCUAGUGAGGUUACAUCUCUUCGUGAUUUACAUAUUACCCUUGAGCGCAAGCUCACUGAUCUCGGCUCUCUAUCAUGGAUGAACCGGCAUUAUCAAAUAAUCCUAUCACGUCUGUUGAGUUCGCAUGCCUUAGUUUCACCGGAAAACACUGCCGCUAUAGCGUCCAAGCUUGAAGCUGUCGAAGUUGUCGAAGCAUACAAACGUCUAGGAUAUCACCACUCCGAAGUAGCUCGAGGACUUCAGCUUCUGCUGUCGUCUCCUAAGAGUGUUGCUGAGCUAUUGCAUUCAGUUGACGGGUCUCAAACGAUAUCCACUGAAGAUGCAGUGCAAUCCAUGUUUUCGCUGAUAUAUGGGAAUGGGAUCUUUCCAUCGGAUGAGAAGAUCAUCUUAGAAGUUUUAACUCAUUUAGUUAAAGUUCAACUCGUGUGUGCGAAUGACCCUCGUCUUAUAUUGAGAAAAGGUAACGCUGCAUUCCCUAGGCUCUACAGAUUAUUCAGUGAAUCUCUGUUCACGUCGAAGAUCUUUCUCACGUCGGCUUUACAUGAUUCGGUUAUGCUUGUCCUCUGUCAGGAUGAUAUCUUCCUUGAUAUUGACCCUUCGAAGUCUGUUUUACGCUUUCCUAUGGUAGAGCGGGUUCGACGGUUCGGGGAUGAUCCCACAAGUUCUUUAUAUCAUAAGAAAGUCGCAGCACAUCGAAAGAUUAUUGUUGAAAAACUUGUUCUGCUUGCUCAUAAUUUUAUCAAAGGCAUCUGUGAUUCUCUUAAUAUUUUCCCUGCAAGUUUGAUUUAUUUGGUCAAAGAGCUGCACAUGUCUCUGGUCAACCGAGGACUGAGUGAUAGUGAGGUUAUGCUGAUUUGCUCUGAUCUCAUUGUCACUAACCUGAUUUGUCCCGCUAUUGCUAAUCCGGAAACGAUCGGUAUUAUAAGUGAUACUCCAAUCAGUCAUAUAGCCCGGUUCAAUCUCAUGCAAAUUGGCCAGAUUAUUCAAACCUUGGUGCUCAGCAGGCAUGAAGCACCACCUCCCCACUUCCACAUUUUCGCUACCCAAUUUCGUGAUAGUCAAAUAUCUACUAUUGUUGAAACUCUUCUUGCUAAGCCAACUCCUUCCUUGGAUUCCCUUUUUCCUGUCUUAUUAGCCGGAUCCAAUCGCACACAUGAGUUGUUUUGUCGCCAGCAUUUUAUGGGAUCAUUGUUCGAAGUUAAUGUAUUGUUAUCCAUUUUACAAGAUGGAAUCGUCGAGAACAUCAGCUCUGCUAGCAUCAGAGAUGAUCUUAGCUUCAUUGGAAAAAAACUGCCCAAUAGUUUCACUUCUGGGCUCCCAGCCGCUGAUGUUACUCCACCCUCUCAACAAACAGGAAGUCGUUUAAGGAAUUUCAGAGAUAAAGUUCAAACCUCUCUAAAUGCUAGCUCGCCACAAAAAAACACAUCACCUAUUAAAAGUGCCUCAGCCACAGUUCAAGAACAAUCCACGCAGUUAUCCAAGGAGUAUUUCGAUCUAGUAUUGUUCAUUAAUGAAUCUAAUGGGGAAAGGAUAGGUUUAAUCGCGGAGGAAACGUAUAUGGAAAGUAUUGGAAAAGAUACAAACAAACGCAGCCGCAAAGGAAAGGAAAAGAGAGCUCGUUUUGUAGAGACCAGUAGCAUAGUUGGAUCAGCGAUAUCUGACAGAACAACGGAUCACGCAUCAGAUUUAGAAGAAGAAACUGCUGAUGAAGUAGCAUCAGUUUCUAGCAGUCAGGAAGCUCCACAGGAAGAUAAGCUUCUUUUGAUGGAAGAAGAUAAUGCAUCAACAUUGCCUGAUAACGUUUCGGAUGUUGGUGGAAUGAGUGGACGAGGAUCUCCUAGCCUAAGUGGAAGAGAUACUCCCCUUAGUCAAUUGAAUAGAGAUAACGAGGCCAUGGAGCAAGAAGGUGAUAUAGCUACAGCUUCUAUUUCUGCUGGAGUUGCUGCAGUGAGCUUAGAACAACGUGAUUUGCCUUCAGUCCCUAUUGCUGUUCGAAAGGAAAACGCUGAAGGUCUUGAAGAGAAAUUCGGAAAGUUCACAGUUCCUACAUCAGAUCAGAAUCGUACUUAUCGAGAUGAUCAACGUUCACUUUUGUCGGAUAGUUGGUCUACGAAUGUUGUGGCUUCCGACGAUGAAACAUCUGCACCAGUCCCUCCCCUUCCACAAUUACCACCUCUUGAUAUUGAUAAUAAUAGAGCUGCACGUGCAGUUAACAGAACAAGCUCAGUAGGGGGUGGUAAUCUAGGAGAAGAUCGUAGUGAUACUUGGUCACUCGAUGCCAUUGCGAGUGAUUCAGAAGCAGAUGGAGGUAGAGAACGAGAGCGCCAAGUUCGAGAUAUUCAAGAAGACGUUCAAGAACGUGAGCGAGCAGAAGCUAAUCAAGCAGAACUGAUUGCUGCCGUACAGUUCAUAGACGUCACGUCUGGAGAUAGGAUGAGACGGCAAAGUAGUGGAAGUUCCUUCAGCUAUUCAAGAAGUGAUGUUGGUUCCGAGAGAGAUCAUGAGGAGGAAAGACAAAAUGUUCCUCCUUUGCCAGCUAAACCUCCCGUUUUCCGUAACUCUUCCAAUGAGCCUCGAUCGAACGACUCACGCUCAAUACAUUCUUCUCCUGUCAGUAGAGAUCGUCCACCAAUAGAAGUGAGUGUCCCAGGUCCAUCCAGGGUCGAUGUAGGUCCGCCGAAACGCACUCUAGGCAUAUUUCAAGGCCUCCAGAAAGUUGGAGAUAAAGUUAGAAAAGGUAUUGCCAGCACUCCACUCCGCCAACUUCCUCACUCUUCGACUCUUUCGGAUUUGUUCGGUGAUAACAGCGUAAGCAGUAAUCAGGCACCAGGAUUAUCCAGUAGCCGUAGUGAAAAUCGCUUGGCUGAUAUGGACCGCUUAGCAGACGACAUUUUGGCCAAAUAUCAGAAACAGUCACCGUCAGUUCUAAUAGAUGUGUCCGAUGAAGUAAGGGUCGACCCUACUUCUAGUAUAACUCGUGAGGAAAUUGAAGACAAUACUCCUUAUUAUUGUCCUGAGAAGCUUUCUCAGUGCAGAGCCUUUUUGGAUGCUAAAAGAAAGUUGAGAUUAGUGCUCAGUAGCGCCGGAGGGUUACCUAGUGUUGAGCUUUCCAAGGAAGAAAAAGAAAGAAGUGGUAAUGAUCGUGAUCAAUUGACUGGGCUUCUUCGUACUUUAUUGGCUGAAGCAAUUAAUGGACGACAGCAAGUUUUAUCUGCUCAUAUCAGAGAAGUCAUGAGGUGUAUCCAAGUCUUCGAUUCUAAGGGAAUACGGAAACUGCUGAAGACACUUCGUGAAGAACACAGAAGAAGAACUUCUUAUGUUACGUACCUUCAAAACUCGAGGCUGACAUUACUGAGAUUGACUAGCUAUCUCGACAGACUAUCUUCUAGAAUAGCCAGAGAGAGAAACCUGACUUCUGAUUGCUUGGUAGACGUGCUCAUUCGUUUCUAUCUGGAGAACAAAGAUAGUUCUGUUCGAGUUUUCAUUCAUGAUUUCUCUACACUAAAAGCUCAGGAUGAGAAAAUCGAAGCUCUAACGAAGACUUUGAACCAUUUAUACACAAGAAUGACAAAAUCUAGCAUGUGGAGUGAUUCGCCCACUUCAAUGCUCACAUAUUCUCGUCUAGCUCUCGAGAGAGUUCUCAUGGCUCAUAUACAUGUAACAGCAUUCUACCCUAAUCACGAGGCGGAUCGUCAUCGCGAUGAUCUCUUCCAGAAAGCUGCCUCCCGGUUGGCACGUACAAUCACCCCAGAUCAUCCCAUGUUAAGGAUACCUAGAGUUCUUCACGGAGAAGCUCCUUGGCCGUCGGCACAAGCAGAAAUCAACGUUAUCAAUGCUUAUAAAGCCGCAAAAGAUAAGUUAGCUUGUAUAGUGAGAUGUUGCGAAACAAUCAGUAAUCUAGUUUCUAUGGCGCCUGGUGUAGGUGCGGCAGCGGCUGAUGAUGUGACACCCGUUUUGGUUUACGUCUUGAUACAGGCAAAUCCACCAGCGUUAUUUUCCAACUUACAAUACAUUCAAAGCUUCUGUUUCUUGGAAGGAGCUGAGGGCUACUGGUUCACUCAGUUCACUGCUGCAAUUGAAGUCAUCAAAACUUUACUGUAA
Messenger RNA from Auanema sp. JU1783, 4164 nucleotides. The record is from the annotation of a GenBank genome assembly. NCBI's taxonomy places the organism in Eukaryota, Metazoa, Nematoda, Chromadorea, Rhabditida, Rhabditidae.